Molecule: messenger RNA, 2441 nt
Organism: Pelobates fuscus (common spadefoot toad)
Lineage: Eukaryota; Metazoa; Chordata; Amphibia; Anura; Pelobatidae
Product: prosaposin-like
Exons: 14
Coding region: 18-1568 (516 amino acids)
Biological process (GO): adenylate cyclase-inhibiting G protein-coupled receptor signaling pathway; sphingolipid metabolic process; prostate gland growth
Cellular component (GO): lysosome
Source: RefSeq, a predicted model, not a curated record
UCACACUCUGCGCCGACAUGAAGCUGUGUGUUGUGCUGCUGUGUCUGCUGGUCUCAGUCUCUGCAUCUCCCUUGUUGGGGAAAGAGCAAUGUGCCGGUGGCGCGGUAGUCUGGUGUGUGAAUGUCCAAACUGCAUCUCAGUGUGGCGCGGUUAAGCACUGCCAGCAGAAUGUCUGGAACAAACCCACAGUGAAAUCUGUUGAGUGUGAUCUGUGCAAAGAGAUAGUGACCGCAGUGGGGAACUUCUUGAAGGAGAACGAUACACAGAGUCAAAUUGAAAACUACUUACAUAAAGUGUGUGACUUGUUCCAUGAUCCCUCCUUUGUUUCGGAGUGCAAAGAAUUGGUGGACACCUACUACCCAGUUGUGUAUCAGCUUGUGGAAUCAGAGCUGGAAAAUCCAGGUGUAGCAUGUGGUGCAAUUGGUUUAUGCAAAAAUCUUCAACAGCAUCUUGGCAGCUUGAGUCCACAGCAGCUCCAGACUAAUGAGAUCCCUGAAACAGUGGACCCAAAACUGGUUUACCCUUUCAUAGCCAAUGUUCCUCUACUACUGUAUCCUGAGAAGGAUAUUCUUCAGGAACCUAAGACUGGGGAUGUCUGCCAAGAUUGUCUACAGCUAGUAACUGAUUUGCAAGAAACGCUCCGAAGCAAUUCCUCUUUUUACCAGUCAUUGGUGGAUCGAGCCCUAAAGGGAUGUGAUCAGCUUGGUGGUGGCCUCAGUGAUAUGUGCAAGACUUACAUUAACCAGUAUGCAGAGUUUGUCAUGCAAGCUGUGCUGCAGAUGACUGCAAAACAGAUCUGUUCCCUUGUUGCAUUCUGUGGUGACAUGAAUGCACCUCCACAAUCUCUUACCCCAGCUAAACUGGUUCCAGCAGUCAACCUGCAGCCAGCUAUCAAAAUAGAAAAGGAGCCUUCUGUUCAGAUAGAUCCAGUCUGUGAAGUGUGUAAAAUGAUGGUAUCAAAACUUGAAAGGCUUCUGGAACGCAAUCAGUCAAAGCAAGCCAUAGAGCAUGCUCUGGAGAAGGUCUGCUACAUCCUUCCUCACAAAUACAGACAGAAAUGCACAGACUUUAUUGAUCGUUACAGCGAAGCCAUUAUUGAGCUUUUGGAACAGGAAGUUGAUCCAAAACUAAUAUGCACCAUGCUUGGUGUCUGCUCUUCGAAACAAAAAUCAGAUAUUGUAAAACUAGACCCCGAGAUGGUGACAUCUGGUGAAUAUUGUCAGGUGUGCAAGAUGAUUGUGAAUUACGUAGAUACGAUUUUGGAGAAAAAUGUCACAGAAGAGAGAAUUAAGGCUGCACUACAAAGAGUCUGUGCUUUCCUCCCAGAUUCUAUAAAAGAUCAGUGCUUUUCAAUUAUUGCUGAAUAUGAGCCUAUGUUUGUGCAGUUGCUUCUGCAAGCUUUGGACCCAACUUAUGUGUGUAUGAAGCUAAGUCUUUGUCCAGGUUCCAAGUUGCCUCUUCUUGGGACAGAUAAAUGCAUGAUGGGACCAAGCUACUGGUGUAGGGACAUGAAUACUGCUAAAGUUUGCAAUGCAAUUCAACACUGCAGACGGCACGUGUGGAACUAAUCUCUUCCGAAAGACUGAAGAAUAUCUGAAGCAAUACUUCUGCAGAUCGAAAAUUGUCUCGUUCCAGCUUGCCUGUCAAUGGAGGACUCUUCGCUUCAUGUCUGAUAUUGUUAAUGUGCUGUACAUAAUUUUUGCUAAUCUAAAAUCACAGAUAAGAUCUAACAGAAAAAAAAAAACUCAAGUUUUAGUUCAAGUCCUAGUUAGAUCAUUAUGAUAGCUGUUGCCUCUUUAACAUCCGGGCUAACUACCAAGUAGUCUUAAAUUUGGGACAUGGGUAAGAUUUUUCUGCUCCAGGCAUAUGGUUAUUUUAGCAAUCUAUUUUCUUCUGGAAAUUAACAGGUGGUCAUGAAUAGUCCGUUAUUUGAAUGUAACUUGCCAUAAAUGUAGUUCUAAAGAACAUAUGGGAAUGUAGGUUUGUUUUUAAUAGAGCGGUAUACUCUAUAUAAACUCUACCGGUGCAAAGUAAAUUUUUACAGUUUGUAAUGCUAUAAAUCAUUUUAAGAUUACCAUUAUUUUUCUGUCUUACGUGGUAGAUCUAAUUUUAAACAAAUUAACUAGACACCAAAUGCCACAUGGCUGUUAUCCACACAGUGAAUCACUUAUUUGAGUGAAUGGUAUUGGUGUCUAUUAAAAAAACAAAGUAGUACACUUGGGUCUCUGGGUAAUGCUAGUGAUUUCUUGCCUUAAUUUGUAAGCAGAGCCCCUGUAGGUCAGACCAGAAAUGAAUGUUGACAAAAUGGAGGCAGUUGACAUGUUAUGUUGGCUUUGGAGCUUUGGAAACGUGUCUGGAUGUAACUACUGGUAUGGCCAUCAAUAUUUUUGUAAAUUAUUUUUACUGACUUGCCUUUGCAAUAAAAUAACUUUAAUAUGGAA